Molecule: messenger RNA, 3735 nt
Organism: Asterias rubens (European starfish)
Lineage: Eukaryota; Metazoa; Echinodermata; Asteroidea; Forcipulatida; Asteriidae
Product: E3 ubiquitin-protein ligase Midline-1-like
Exons: 3
Coding region: 140-2392 (750 amino acids)
Biological process (GO): positive regulation of DNA-templated transcription
Cellular component (GO): nucleoplasm; chromatin
Molecular function (GO): zinc ion binding; ubiquitin-protein transferase activity
Source: RefSeq, a predicted model, not a curated record
UUUAAAUGUCUGCUGCGCUGCCAGAACUAAAACCUGGUGGGACGUGAACUGGGCGAAGACACCACCGACGACUGGGUUAAUGAUGUUGUAGUAUUGGUACUAUUGAAACCAAUGCCUCGCGCUCCACGGUUUAAGGGAAAUGGCAGGCAAGAAAUCCGACGCUGAAGUGUCGGCUGUUUUGAGCAAGAUCAGUAAGAAUCACUUAGAAUGUGUCAUCUGCCACGAGAGAUACAAUGAACCCAAAAUUCUAGAGUGCCUCCACAACUUCUGCGAAAGAUGUCUCGCAACAUACCAGAAGUCUUCCGGAGAUCCUUCCAUCAUCAAAUGUCCUGUUUGCCGUAAGAAAAUGACUUUUGCUCCCGGCACUGAUGUCGUCGCUACCCUCAAGACCAACUUCCACCUCGUGAGCAUGGUUGAAGACUUCACUCUUCAAGAGCAACUCACCCAGCCAGAGGCUGAAAAGAUGAUUUGUGAGCUGUGCACCGAGCACCAAGAGGCAAAGUCCAGAUGCAUGGACUGUCAAUUCUUCAUCUGUCCAAGUUGCAAGGCCAUCCACCAACGCAUAUCUGGCAUGGCCGGUCAUGACAUCGUGGCGUUGGACACCCUACGAUCCGGUGCAGUGGGCCUCCGGAGCAAGGCUCAUGACGAGCCACCAUGUGAAAGACACCGAGGGGAGAAGAAGAGGUUCUACUGCCUGACAUGCAACCAACUGAUCUGCAGAGAUUGCACCGUUGUUGAGCACCGUGAUCCCACACACAAAUUCACUACCGUGGACGAGGCUGCAGCUCGUGGUAGGGAGACCACCAGAGGGCUGUGUCACAAAGUUCAGAAGAAUUUGAAGAUUUUUGAGGAAGCGAGCACGGAGUUAACUAAGAUGAACACGGACAUGGAAAAGUCGAUGGUCUUAGCUCGUCAGAAGGUGACCGACCAAGCUGCUAGAGAAAGGAGAAAGAUUGCGCUAAUAGAAGCGAGCAUUGCCAUUGAUAUCUCCAAACGACAGAAUAUUCAUACACAGUUAUUGUCCCAAGCCGGGGUCAAGAUCACCAGUCAGACAAGUUCUAAGACGUUGCCACCCACGAAGGAUGCGAGCGCACUGAUGUAUUCAAAACAACUACAGGAGAAGUUGGCAAACCUCGACAGCUCUCUCAGGGCGUUUGGCAACACUAUUGAGUCCUUGCUUGAAACACACGAUACACUCGAUGACUUAAGUAGCGAUUUACAAUCAGCUGCCGCACAGAAAGCCGACGAAGACAAGUCCAAGGUGGGCACCAGUUUGGACCAUCUUUUUGAUUCUAUCGAACUAAGAAAAUCCACAAUCAAAGAAGUCUGUAAGAUGACGAGCGAUGACGUACUGCAUAUGCGCCAGACCCUGGAGACGACCUCGGACGCUGUGAAGUCAAGCUCCAACGUGGAUUUUCUUAGCCUCCACCCUGUCCUGGACAGCCAUCUCCGAGUUCUUUUCGCCCAAAGCCCCCGUACGCUACCCCUUGGAUACUCAAAGAUGGUCUUCAAGAGUAGUAAUGACACAGCACUCGGUGAGAUAACUUUUGGAGGAAGUCCCACAUGGACAUUUGCGAGAGAGAUUAAACUAGACGGUGGCCGCAAAAUAAACAGCAUGGCUACUUCUUCAGAUGAUGAAAUACUCGUUUCUUCACAUGCUUACCUCCAGAUCUUCCGCACUACUGGUGACUUAGAUAGAUGGACCAAUAAACGAUUUUAUGGUGGUCUCAUAACAGCUUUCCCUGGUGGUGAUACGUUCUGUUGCAGAGUACACGUACAUGGUAUGUCUAUCCAGCUUUACUCGAACGCUUGUUCAAUGUUGAAAAGUUACGCUGUUCCUUCUGCUGUCGAGCAGGAUGGCUCACAAAUAAGCCUUGGUCAUCCGGUCAACAUGGCAUACUACAGAGAUCGAGAAAUCAUCAUCAGCUACUCUAAUUGGAAAGGGAUUAUCGUUGUCGAUACGUCCAACGGCUCCAUGGUCCGCAAGAUACCAGUUGAUAUUGAACCUGAUUUCCUUGCAUGUACCAGCAGAGGGCGCAUCCUCGUCGCUUCAAGGGAGCCUGCUCGUGUCGAGUGCUUGGACGAAAACUAUGCCAGCUCGUUCACCAUUCAUCCGACCGUGACAGGAUCGUCACAUUGGAAAAGAGUCAUCUGCUCUGGCCUUUGCCGUAACAGCUGGGACACCAUCUACGUGGCCGUAUCAAGAGAGGGCGGGAUCCACAUUCACCAGUACACAUCGUGUGGGAGCUUCAAUGGGUGUUUGUCAAGUAGUACAAUCUCCCAGCCAAUCGUCGGCAUCGGGGUGACUGGGAAUGGCACACUUGUAGUCGCUGAGCAAAACAGUAGUAAAUUGAAGUUGUUUGAAAUGCUCCAUGAAGAGGUUGCAUUGUAGAUGCUAAAGCAGAAGGAAGGUUCGAGUCCCAGUCGUGAUAGGUGUGUCCUUAAGCAAGACAUUACUUCGUCCUUCGGGUGGGACGUAAUGCCGUUGAUCCCGUGUUCUGUGUAACGCCCGUAACGCACGUAAAAGAACCCUUAGGUUUAAAUAUCUGUUUAAAAAUCUGCUUAAAAACCUGGCUUUAAUUAUCUGCUUAAAAGCAGCUGGAAAACAAAGUCUGCUUAUAAAAACAUGUUAAAAAAUCUGCUUUAAAAUAUGCUUAGAAAACCUGCUUAAAUAUCUGUCUAAAACUUUGCUUAAAAAUCUGCUUAAAAUAUCUGCUAAAAAAAACAUGCUUAAAAUCCUGCUUAAAAAACCGACAACUCAUACGUCAUUAAAGUUACUCUAAAGGGACCCAGUUUUACCCUUUCUUCCGGUCGAAACCGGAAGUUAAAGUGAGCAAAUUUAUAUUCCCAGCACUCGUUUUGAGGUCUACAAACAAAUGACGAAAUGGUAACAUGGUUUCUCUGCAUGAAGCUUGACCCCUAGGUCUUCCCAAGUAAAAAGAUGAAGCCAGUAUCUUCAACAGCACCCUCUUGUGACAACAUUUUAAAUGUACAAUUAAGUGUCACCUAAAAAUGCAUAUCUUGAGAUCCACAACUGUUAUAAUUUUAAUCUUUGCAUUUUCUGUGAGUGGUUAAUAAAUGAAAAUUAUUUAUAUUUGUUAAAGACCUGCAGCCGAUUUCACGAAACGCUAUGAUUAAUCCUGUCUCGAGAGUUAACAUAAAUCUGUAGUAAAAAAAAAGAUCUUUUAAAUGGAUUUUAUGCCCAUACUUAUAUGCUUAUAUUAUUAUUUAAUAACUUUUAACAUUAUUCAAACAUCACACAGAGUUUAUAAUUCUUCAAAUAUUACAUUUCUAGUUAUUUGUAAUGCUAAUGUAAUGUAUAAGCUCAGUUAUGAUAUCAUACGAAUGACUUCUUUGAAGUUGCUUUGAAAAAUCUUUUCGGCAAACUCAGUUUUAAAAUUUAGUAAUUCAUACACUGUAUUUUUGUACACUAUAUGAACUAGAGCUCGUUUUUGUAAACAUCGUCUUUAUUUACAGCAACAUUAUCAAUAACAGACACUAGUGAACGUUUCAGUUAAAUUCAAUGUUUACUUGUUGAUAAAACAAACACAAAAUGUUUCCAAAAAAUUUCAGUGGACUUUCACCCAAUCCUAAGUUUUGCCCUUCUGAUUUGUUAAUAACUUUGGCUACUGUUUACAACUGCCACUGUUAAUAUUUAUGAAAAACCAAUGAUGUAUUAUAUCAUGUGAGGACAAUACCGAAAUAAAUGUUUAUUGAAUUGAAUUGAAUUGAAUU